Neltuma alba is the source of this 2155-nucleotide messenger RNA. Its product is annotated as phosphatidylinositol/phosphatidylcholine transfer protein SFH3-like. Lineage: Eukaryota; Viridiplantae; Streptophyta; Magnoliopsida; Fabales; Fabaceae. The transcript is spliced from 15 exons. Bases 163 to 1896 code for a protein of 577 amino acids. The record is from RefSeq and is a predicted model, not a curated record.
UUGAGUUGGGAAAUUUUGAGAUCUUAAAUAUAUGCGUUCCUCUUUUUUAUUUUGGAAUCUCCUCCUAUAUUCAUGUCAUAAAGGUGAAACUUCAAUUCUGGGCAUAUAGUUAAAUCUGAGGAGUCAAUUCCAAUUGGAGUAAGCUUGCUGGAUUCGUUAAUCAUGUGUGAGACUAUGUCUAUGCCCAUACCUACUGAUCGAUCCCUUAAAACGCUUAUUGAAAUGGAUAAAGCUGAGGAUGAAAGGAGGAAAAAGCUUGGAACCAUAAAGAAGGCGGCAUUAAGUGCCUCGUCCAAGUUCAGGCGUUCCCUGACAAGGAAAGGUCGGAGGAACAGCAGAGUUAUGUCUGCUGGUUUUGAGAAUGAACUUAACUUAGAAGAGUUGCAGGCAGUUGAUGCCUAUCGCCAAGCUCUUGUCUUGGACGAGCUUUUUCUUGCCAAACAUGAUGAUCAUCAUAUGAUGUUGAGAUUCUUGAGAGCAAGGAAAUUCGAUAUUGAGAAAACAAAGCAAAUGUGGGCAGAUAUGCUUCAGUGGAGAAAGGAUUUUGGUGCUGACACUGUUAUGGAGGAUUUUGAAUUCCCAGAAAUAGAUGAAGUUUUGAAAUACUACCCACAAGGGCAUCACGGAGUUGACAAGGAUGGACGACCUGUAUACAUUGAAAAACUGGGUCAGGUGGAUCCAAAUAAGCUGAUGCAAGUAACAACUAUGGACCGUUACAUAAAGUACCAUGUAAGAGAGUUUGAGAGGACCUUCGCUGUUAAGUUCCCUGCAUGUUCUGUUGCUGCGAAGAAGCACAUUGACCAGAGCACAACUAUUUUGGACGUGCAAGGAGUGGGACUUAAAAAUUUCAACAAAGCUGCAAGAGAACUCAUCCAGAGGCUUCAGAAGAUUGAUGGUGACAACUAUCCUGAGACACUAAACAGAAUGUUUAUCAUCAAUGCUGGUUCUGGAUUUAGACUCUUGUGGAACACAAUCAAGUCAUUCCUUGAUCCCAAGACAACUGCAAAAAUCCAUGUUCUAGGUAACAAAUACCAAGGCAAGUUGCUAGAGAUCAUUGAUGCCAGCGAACUUCCAGAGUUCUUGGGUGGUACUUGUACUUGUGCGGAUAAAGGUGGUUGCAUGCUUUCUGACAAAGGACCGUGGAACGAUCCGGACAUCUUGAGGAGGGUCCAAAAUCAAGAGGGAAAAUGCAGGAGGAGACCCUUAGAAGGGAUUCUUGAGAAGAUAAUCUGUGGAGAUGACGAGCCAUAUCUAACGGGAUGCAAUUCUUUCAACAAAAGAUCGAUGGAGCUUCCAUUGCCAGAGGUUGACAAUGCCGAACACUCCCCAGCUCCAGGAAUCAUGAAGCAAUACAGUGUCCAUCGGUAUGACGUGCACGGGGUUGACAAGCCAAUGGAUGCAGCUUGGGUAAAACCAGUACAAAAUGAUAAACUUGCAAUCUCUAAAGAUAUUUUCCCUGAUGAUGCUUACAAGACUUCUGUUGUACUCAACAAUUCAUUUAUGAGUGGGAUCAUGGCCUUACUGAUGGGAGUUUUAACAAUGAUCCGAAUCACAAGGAACAUACCGAGAAAACUCACUGAAGUGGCCUUCUAUGACUGCUCAGUACACUGUGAGAGCACAAGAAUGGAAGCAUCAGGCAUUUCCAUUAAUGAUCACAUGGCCCUGAUUAAACGCGUAGCUAAACUAGAAGAGAAGGUGAGUGUUCUCAGCAUAAAACCUUCCAUGCCAAAAGAGAAGGAAGAACUUCUGAAUGCUACUCUAAACAGAGUCAAAAGUCUUGAGCAAGAGUUAGCUGCAUCUAAAAAGGCUCUUGAUGAAGCCCUUGUUAGACACGACGAGCUGCAAGCCUCCAUUGAGAAGAAGAGAAAGAAGAAAAAGAAGUUUUUCCGCUGGUAGGGUUAAAAUUGUGUUGCUACCUUCUGUGACAGCUCAGAGAUUGAGUCCAAGGUUGAAUUACGAAGUUGGCGGCGUUGUUAUUUACUUGUCUUCAGCCCCAUCCGUGUCUUUUUCCUUUAACCCAUCAAUAACCUUAGUUUCAGCUCUUUGGUUUACUAUUUUCAUUACUUGAUUAAAAAUCAAAGCGUGAAAAUGUUUGUGUAUAUAUUUUGUGAAUAAAUGUAUAUAUUAUAGAUAUAUCAACGUAAUUAUAGUGGGG